UGUGUGUGUGUGUGUGUGUGUGUGUGUGUGUGUCGGCCUAGUGCCUAGUGACGUAGACUGACGGAAACAACAAUAGCAGACUGUGAGCGCGUGAGAGAGCGGAUCAAUCAGCCGAUCACGGAUCGAUCAGGAUGGCGUUCCAGACCAAGAAGAGCAACGCGAGACCCGCGGGUGACCGUCUGAUCAUCAAAGGAGGAAAGAUCGUCAACGACGAUCAGUCGUUCUACGCAGACAUUUACGUCGAGGAUGGAGCCAUCAAACAGAUCGGUGAGAACCUGAUUGUCCCAUCCAGUGUGAAGACGGUGGACGCGUAUGGUCAGCUGGUGAUCCCCGGAGGCAUUGAUGCCAACACCAACCUGCAGGCGCCGCAGAAAGGCCAGAGCCCGAUCGACGACUUCUACCAAGGAACCAGAGCUGCCGUGUUCGGAGGAACCACCAUGAUCAUCGACCACGUUCUGGUGGAGCCGGGGGUUAGUUUACUGUCAGCGUUUGACCAGUGGAGGGAGACGGCGGAGCAGAGGGCGUGCUGCGACUUCUCUCUACACCUUGACAUCACACGCUGGCAUGAUGGACUGUACGAGGAGCUGGAGACGCUCAUCAAAGAUAAAGGUGUGAACUCCUUUCUGUUCUUCAUGUCCUACAAAGACAAAUACCAGAGCUCCGACUCUCAGCUCUACGAGGCAUUCGGGGUCCUCCGGGAUCUUGGAGCCAUCGCACAGGUCCAUGCAGAGAAUGGGGACAUCAUCGAUGAGGAACAGAAGAAGCUUCUCUGCCUCGGCAUUACUGGACCUGAAGGACAUGUUUUAUCACACCCUGAAGAGGUGGAGACGGAGGCAGUGUAUCGGGCCAUCACCAUUGCCAAACAGGCCAACUGUCCGCUGUAUGUUACCAAGGUGAUGAGCAAAUCGGCUGCUGAUGUCAUUGCCAAAGCCAGGAAGAAAGGUAUGGUGGUGUAUGGGGAGCCAAUCACAGCUGGUCUGGCAACUGAUGGCUCUCAGUAUUGGUCCAAAGAUUGGGCCACAGCUGCUGCCUUUGUCACGAGCCCACCCCUCAACCCUGACCCUUCAACUCCACAGUACCUGACCUCUCUGUUAGCAUGUGGGGACCUCCAGGUGACGUCCAGCGCUCAGGCCAGCUUCUCUACAGCUCAAAAAGCCGUCGGAAAAGACGACUUCACUCUGAUUCCAGAGGGAACCAAUGGGAUUGAGGAGAGGAUGUCUGUGGUGUGGGACAGAGCUGUGACUUCGGGAAAGAUGGAUGAGAACGAGUUUGUCGCAGUAACAAGCACAAACGCUGCUAAACUCUUCAACAUGUACCCACGCAAAGGACGGAUUGCUGUCGGAUCAGAUGCUGAUAUUGUUGUCUGGAACCCAAAAGAGACGCAAACUGUUUCUGCAAAGACUCACAACCUGACGGUGGAGGUGAACAUCUUGGAGGGUUUGGAGUUUCGAGGUGUGGCUUCAGUGGUGAUCAGUGGUGGUCGAGUUGUUUUGGAGGACGGAAAACUCAACGUGACUGAAGGUUCAGGGCGCUUUGUCCCCAGGAAGGCUUUCCCCGAUGCUGUCUACAAGAGGAUCAGAGCCCGCAGCAAGAUGGCCGAAGCUCGUGGGGUCCCCCGUGGAAACUAUGAUGGUCCAGUCCAUGAUGUCAUCGGUAUGACUAAAUCGGUCCCGUCCACUCCAACCACCAGAGGGCCCCCCUGUCCAAAAACCCAGACCGGCACCCGAAACCUCCACCAAUCAGGAUUCACCCUGGCAGGAGCUCAAGUUGACGACCACAUACCUCGUCGCUCGACUCAGAGGAUUGUGGCACCACCUGGUGGACGAUCCAACAUUACAUCUUUAUCUUAACAAGCCAAACCAUACUACAAGAAUUAGUGCCACACCCUCUCAGAAGUACUUUAUGAACUACUGAUCCCUACUCCAACCUCACAUCCUAUGACAGUAUUAUUUCAACUAGUACUAAACCUUAGUACAACCCCAAAGCUGAUGUUAAACCACACCACAACACAAAUACUCAAACAGUAAAGUAGUAGUGAACUCUACAAACUCUGUAAAUGUUUAACUCAUAACAAACCCUACAACCUAAGACCUUUAACUAGUAGGAAGUCUACAGUAAUCCUACAACUAUUGCAACUACGACUGAACCCUGUCACAACCUUACAAACCCUGUAACAAGCUUACCGUCAGCCUUGCACCCUAGUACAGUAGUACUUACCAACAACAACCCGACAGCUAGUACUAAACCCUACAACCUGAAACCCCUAUAGUACUAGUUUGAACACAGUAACAGUAAUUAAUAGUACUUAUUCCUACACUAAUAGUAUUCCAACUAGUAGUUCACUCAAUAACUCGGCAAGUAGUUAUAAACCCAGUGAGUACUAAAUCUGACAAUAAUUGUACUUCUGAAAAUGUCAAACCCAAUAACAAUCAUCCAAUUACUAAAGCAAUAGCACUCCAGGUAGUACUAAAUCCUACAACAAAGGUACUACAACACUACAACUAAAACCUGCUUACUUUGCCGGACUAAAUAAAGGUAUUUCAACCCUACAAGUACUGACCCCUAAAAAUACCCAACAGCUAGUAUUAAAGUCUAAAUUCUAAAGUAAUGGCAGUACAAUGCUACAACUACUACUAUUAUUAGUAUAUAUUCUAUACUAUUAUAGUACUGCAACAACAAGCAUUAAACCAUUAGACAAAUACUAAAUUCUUAAAUAAUGGUUGCUCAACUACAACCAAUGUUACAAUAGUACAUGAAACUCUAAAACCAGUACUUUAUCCAUUAACUACUACUUUAUCCUAUGAGAGUAGUACCUCAAAUAGUACUAUACAGCAAUCCUACAGCUAGUACUAAAUCCUGCAACAAUGGUACUACAACUCUAUAAAUUACUUUAAAUCUGACUACAACCUUACAAAUCCUGCAACUACCCUAUAAAUAGUACUGAAUGUUACAACAGUGGUACCAUCACAACCUGACAUUGAGUACUACAUUCUACAAGAACAAUACAUGUACUGACUGAUAUCAGUCACUUGAAGUACUCUGAAUGUGAACAACACUUCAUCUCAUUUGUCCUAAAAGUGACCACUUCAUCAAGUUCUCUCAGCGCUGUAUCUCAGUUCACAUCCCUCUGUUAGUACUCUUCUAUGUAGUACUCUCUUCACUCUGUUUACUUCCUGGUGUAGUGCUCUAAUUUCAGCACACAGUUGUCUCAAUUCAAGUAUGGCUAUUGUGAACUUCUUGAUUGAGAGAUGAUGAUGGCAAUAUUUUACCACCUCUUCUUCACUGAAUUUUGUAACUGUGUGGAAAAAAGUGUCCAGAGUUGAUCACUCACCAUCCAGUUCAUUACAGUGCUCUGACAGGAUGGACACACUGAUAGACUCAGACAGAGGAAGUCUGGAAUGACGAGGACUGAGACACAACAUUUGUCUGUCAGUACUUAAACAUACUUUCUGUUUCGUUAAUAGUGAUGUGAAUACACUCAUUCUGCUCGCCGUAAAUUCAAUUAGUCGUUAAUAUUAACUGUAGAUCUCUAAGUCUAAGAUAAGUCUAAUUUAAUUUAAUUUAAUUUAAUUUAAUUACAUAAGUCUAAUUUAAGGUCUUUUAUAAUAGAUUCUAGGUUACUCCUGGUCCCGGUCCUGGUCCAGAUAACUGUUAUAUCUUAGAAGAAUAUAAGUACAUGUUGUUCUGUCCAGUGAUCAGUGUUUCUGUUGGACUGAGCGAGCCCGUCAGACUGACAUUAGACUCUGUGUGAACUCAAACUGAUAAACGGUGCUAAUAAUUAAUCCAGUGGUAGCCUGUAAGUAGCAGUCCCUUCUAUGCCACGCCCCCCUACUGUAAGUGAACUAAUUCACUCUGCCCACAGCAAUACCAUGGGUGUGUUUAAAAAAAAACUCACUUACUCACUAAAAUGGCGUUCACUCGUUUUAAUGUGAACUUUUUAUCCAGCACGAGCAACCUGUCAUUCUCCUGCUUGGCCCGCCUACGCAGAGAACAGAGCAUGUGGAUUGGUCGAUUUGCAGCAUGAUCUCAUUGCUGCAGAACAAGCACUUCAUUAACCAAUCCCUGAGCUCGAUUUAACACCACAAUCUUUCACAAGUACUUCCAUGGUCUGACCUCUGACAGUGGUGAGACUUGUGAUGUCACAGCUACAGACCCCUCCCCUUCCUACUCUGUGAUCUCUGAUGGGAUUUUUAACUUUUAAUGUGUUUGAUCUGACCACUUUGUAUUUUUUACAGUUUUUCUAUCCUGCUAAUAUUAGCAUCAGUGAUCAUAAAACUCACAACAGUUCAGCCAGUGAGCAUCACACCACAGCCACGUUGGAGCCAGGCUGUUGCUAAGGUAACAGCAGAUUCUGAUGAAGAAUAAGAACAGAAUAUUCCAGCUAUGUCUGGCUCUAUCAUGGCGUCCUUGUUGAUUAGAUUUGGCUCAAACAUGGUGGAUGCGUUCCCUCAGGCUGAAUUGUUUCUGUAGCCGUCAGUUGUCUUUAGUCCUCAGAUGUUGGAGCCAACACUCUUCUUCUACGCAGCGUUUAUGUGCAGACAUGAAGUGUGUAUGUGAGGGGUUACCAUGGUGAUGAUGCAUCUGUUGUUGUUAUUGUUGUUGUUGUUGUUGUAGUGAAUUUCAAAAUGGUUCCUGUUGUGAUGAGAGCUGCAUGAAUAAAGUGAUGACAAACAGC
Molecule: messenger RNA, 4675 nt
Organism: Larimichthys crocea (large yellow croaker)
Lineage: Eukaryota; Metazoa; Chordata; Actinopteri; Sciaenidae
Gene: dpysl4
Product: dihydropyrimidinase like 4
Exons: 15
Coding region: 132-1850 (572 amino acids)
Cellular component (GO): cytoplasm; cytosol
Molecular function (GO): hydrolase activity, acting on carbon-nitrogen (but not peptide) bonds, in cyclic amides
Source: RefSeq, a predicted model, not a curated record